Molecule: messenger RNA, 2403 nt
Organism: Malus domestica (apple)
Lineage: Eukaryota; Viridiplantae; Streptophyta; Magnoliopsida; Rosales; Rosaceae
Product: cysteine-rich receptor-like protein kinase 10
Biological process (GO): defense response to bacterium; protein phosphorylation
Cellular component (GO): plasma membrane
Molecular function (GO): ATP binding; protein serine/threonine kinase activity
Source: RefSeq, a predicted model, not a curated record
UCAUGAGUCACACGGUAUGGUUGACCCAAGGGUCAACAAGCCAUGCUUGCGAAUUUGCAAUUGCCAUCUAAUUACCUCAAACAAUCACUAAUUGUUAAACCUAGGAAUAUAUGAUCAACAUUUGUGAUUAAGAGCGAGGGGGAGAUGAUGAGGAAUAUGUCUACGAUCCCUUUUCUGUUUCUCAUGAGUUUGAUCGCUAGAAGUGAAGCAGUUCGUUACUUCAGCCAUCUCUGCCCAAACACUACCACUUUCACCCCGGCCGAAGUAUUCGAAUCCGACCCCGACAGCUUCCAAUAUAAUCUCGGUCAACUUCUCAAAUCCCUUUCCUCGAACGCCACACGUACUGACACCGGAUUUUACACUGCCACCGCUGGCCGAAACUCAACUGAAAAGGCAUAUGGGAUGUUUCUAUGUCGCGGUGAUGUCUCUACCGAGGUUUGCAAAGAGUGCGUGCCCGAUGCAAUCGUGGAGGCAGCACAACGCUGCCCUGAUAUAAAAGAGGUUACCAUAUGGUUCGACGAGUGCAUGCUACGCUACUCGAAUGAGACAUUACUUUUCUCGAUGAACAUUUCGCUCGCAACGGGCGUGUUGGACGAGGUUAAUGUUACAGAACCAAGAGGAUUUACCCUGAAUAUGAGUGAACUAACCACUGAGGCUGCCAAUAACAGCAAGUACUUUGCAACCAAAGAAGCCAAAGUUGAAGGGUCAAAUGAGACGCUGUACAGCCUUGUGCAGUGCACGCAGGAUCUCUCUGCUUCAGAUUGCAAACGUUGUCUGGAAAAAGCUGCAGAACAAUUAGUUUCAUUUGGAACCCAAUUGGGACGAUUGCAAUAUCCCAGUUGUACCGUUUGGAUCGAUACUACCCUCUUUUACGCCAUCAAUCGGACCGACGCACAGCAUCCUCCCACACCAGAGGCUCUUCCUCCUCCUAGUACUCUACUACCAAAUUCGCGAUUACCUAUAGGAAGAAAGAAACACUCCUCUAUAACUAUCAUUGUUGUUGUGAGUGUUGUAAUUGCUCUUCUAGUUGUCUCUCUGGUCCUUGUAGCAUUGGGCUACUGCCUCCCAGGCAGAAGAGAAACAAAGAAGAACGAUGAGGCUCUACAACAAGAAAAUGGCAAACAGCAAGAUAUGAGGACGGCUGAGUCCUUGCAAUUUGAUUUGGGAACUCUCGAAACUGCCACAAAUAAGUUUUCCGAAGAUAACAAGUUAGGCGAAGGUGGAUUCGGUGCAGUUUUUAAGGGAAUGCUAAGCGAUGGCCAAGAAAUACCAGUAAAGAGGUUGUCAAAAAGCUCUGGACAAGGUGUAGAAGAAUUUAAGAAUGAGGUUGUGUUGGUAGCCAAGCUUCAACACAGAAAUCUUGUCAGGCUUUUAGGAUUUUGCUUGGAAGGAGAAGAAACCUUACUUGUUUAUGAAUAUGUGCCUAACAAAAGCCUUGAUUAUUUUCUGUUUGAACAUGAAAAACGAGAACAACUAGAUUGGUUGAGCCGCACCAUGAUAAUUGGAGGAAUUGCUCGAGGAAUUUUGUAUCUCCAUGAAGAUUCAAGGCUUAGAAUUAUACAUCGUGAUUUGAAAGCUAGCAACAUUUUAUUAGACAGCAACAUGAACCCGAAAAUAUCAGAUUUUGGGAUGGCUAGAAUGUUUGGAGUUGAUGAUCAAACUGAAGGAAAUACCAAAAGAAUUGUUGGUACUUACGGUUACAUGGCUCCAGAAUAUGCUAUGGAAGGGUUGUAUUCAGUAAAAUCGGAUGUCUUCAGCUUCGGAGUACUUCUGCUUGAGAUCAUAACGGGGAGAAGGAACUUUUUAGGCUUUCAUCGCACAAAUUGUAAACCUACUCUUAUAGGUUAUGCUUGGCAAUUAUGGAAUGAAACGAAAGGGUUGGAGUUGAUGGAUCCCUUGUUAAAAGAUUCCUGCCGUCCAAAUGAAUUUUUGAGGUACAUCCACAUUGGACUAUUGUGUGUUCAAGAAGAUGCAAACAACAGGCCGACCAUGUCCUCAGUUGUUCUUAUGUUAAAAAGUGAAACUAUUAUUCUUCCCAGACCUGAGAAACCAGCCUUCUUUACAGGAGGAUACGUUGACCACCAUGAUCAAGUGCGUCCUCAAGAUUGCUCAGGCAAUGGUUUGACCAUUUCUAUCGAUGUUCCUCGUUGAGACCGAUGACAAUAAGGUUAAUAUUUUGGAAGUUCUUCCGUUAAAGGCUCUUAAGCUGCAUUUAGAGACAAUCCUAUAAUCUUUACAGCUUUUCUUUCACCUUGUCAUUUGUAUAGGGUAAAUGUUAAUUACCAUGCGCUCCCUAAUGAUCUCGAAUCUACAUAAUUUGUUAUUACGCAUCCUGUAUAUGACUAGCAGUAUGACUUGAGUAGUGUUAUUUUACGUACUUAAUAUGUUUUGAGUUAAUUUGAA